AUGACAAAUAUGAUGGAAGUAUCCAACUUUGAUGAAAGUCAAUAACCAACAUUGAAGAUCAUUACAAAGUUUAGUUAAUAUGAUGAAUAUUUUUCAAUUUAAGAUCCAAUUAGAAUAAUAUAAGGAAGUGAUUCAUAAUAUCCAUUCGUAGUGAAAUUUAAUGAAAAGAAAUUGCUCGACAUUGAUGACUUAUAUAAUCAAUCACUUCCCCCAUUGACUGGAUAGGUGGUUCUAUUAAUCACACAAAAUCCACCUUUAGAGCUAAUUCACUUUAUAGAAACUCAAGCAUCUCAGUUCAUCAUUUAUUUAUAAACUCCAAACCUUGAGAUUCAAGAAUACAUUUCAAAUUCUUCAACUACAAAAUAGCAUUCUAAGCCUGAAAUAAUUAUUGGAAAGUUUUCUUUCAAAAAGAGUUUAUCAUUAAUCGAUCAAUACAUUUUUAUGCCAGAUUACUCCCACGAAGGUAAAUAGCAAGUUGUGGAAUGCAUUUCCUUGUUAUUAAGAUUGAUACCACACGAAAUUGAUAAAUUCACAUUUCUCAUUAAAUUGUAAGGCAACCCAAUUUAAGAUAUUUUUUCAAUGGGAUCUAGAAUGAAUGAAGCAUUUAUAUAGAGGUAUGAGAGUUAAUUUUGGAUCAAUAAGAUUCUGAGAUAAUGUUAAAAUAGAAAUGGAAUAGUAUUAAAAUAGAGAGAUCAGAAAAAGACAGGUUUUGAAAAGUCACAAUACAUGAUGUUGAGCAAUAGUAUUAAUUCAAACAAGGGGUUCAAUUUAACCGUUGAAAAUACCGAGUUUAUAAUAAAUUUAACAAAGUAUCAACAAGGGAGUGGGAUUAUCCAUGUAUUUUAGUGUAAGAUUUUUCAAAAGGGAGUGGAAGGCAGGACUAAUAAUCAUUACGAUUAAGCAAAAUUAUUCUGCUCUUUAAUAUUCUUAAUUAAGGAGUUGAAGGGGUUUAGUCAAUAUGACUAGGAGGAUUUUAUCAACUUAAUGAAAAUAACUUAGUAGUCUUCUUUCUUAUCAUGUUGCUUCUGCAUUAAUUUGAUGAAACAAGAAGACUUGAAAGAAUUAAGUUAGAUUAAGAUGCAUUACAAGAGAUACUUGGAAAUUCUGAUUUGUUGUGGAAUCAUAACAAAUGAACAAGAUAGUUACGUAUUGUAAUCCAUUUUCAAUAAAUGUUUGAAUUGUCCAAUCUAUGAUGUUUCUAUACCGAAAAGUGAACACUUGGGCUCUGGAGACAACUUCUCAUAGCAUAUAAUCUAGGCGGAGGAAGCAGGAGAAAAAAUAUAUUCAGUGGAUUACGAUUAUGCAUUAUCUUAGAAAUCUUAUCAAAUAGUUCUUGGACUUUAGUAGGAUUUGAAUUAUAGUGAAUUGUAAAUUGAACCACAAAAACGAUUCCCUUAUUAGGCUACAACAUCUAUAUAAAAUUCGUUCAUUGAAUGAAAAUUAUAUCUGUAUAUUUUAUGGGAUUUGCUAUAAACUCAAUAUAUA
Molecule: messenger RNA, 1485 nt
Organism: Paramecium tetraurelia
Lineage: Eukaryota; Ciliophora; Oligohymenophorea; Peniculida; Parameciidae
Exons: 3
Source: RefSeq, a predicted model, not a curated record